Messenger RNA from Daphnia magna, 684 nucleotides. RefSeq names its product brain protein I3. The transcript is spliced from 4 exons. The record is from RefSeq and is a predicted model, not a curated record. Bases 96 to 491 code for a protein of 131 amino acids. Lineage: Eukaryota; Metazoa; Arthropoda; Branchiopoda; Diplostraca; Daphniidae.
GUUUAGUUCCUGAUUACGCUCAAUGCUUAGCGGGUUUCAAAAGUUAUCUGGUAUUUUAAAUUGUACGUUUCUUUGUUACUUCAAAAUUACCGAAAAUGGACUCUAAACACGAAAAUCCGCCUCCAUAUUCGGAAUCGCAAGGCCCGCCACCGCCGCCUGGCUUUACACAGCCCCAACAAGGUUACCCUUACCCAACGCAACAACCAUACCCGACUCAGCCUUACCCCAAUCAACAAACCUAUCAAAAUACUUAUCAAUAUCCUCCAAACCACAACAAUCCAACUGUUAUCAACGUUGUUCCGGCUCCGCAAAAUCGUAGCCAUCAAGUACUCAUUGUCGGCGGUUGCCCGACAUGUAGGGUUGGCGUUCUUGACGAUAGAGCUACCUGUGCUGGAAUUUGCUGUUGCAUUCUGUUCUUUCCUAUUGGUCUAAUUUGCUUAUUUACAAUGCGACAGAAGGUCUGCAUUAACUGUGGCGCACAAUUUCAUUAAAGGAGACUACGUACAUCAGCGUUCGUUCCUUUUUUGCCGGAAAAAAUUGGGAAGGGGUGACAUAUUGCCCAGAACUCUAGGUUUCUUUAUACCACUUCAACAAGACAAUCUAUUUUCUACAAUCACGUGUGAUUGCUUUUUUUAUCUGAUGUGACGUCAACGCUUGAUUAAAUAAACCGCUACUAUCAGUAAA